Oncorhynchus keta (chum salmon) is the source of this 7471-nucleotide messenger RNA. Its product is annotated as growth arrest-specific protein 7-like. The coding region runs from base 4583 to 5851 and encodes 422 amino acids. NCBI's taxonomy places the organism in Eukaryota, Metazoa, Chordata, Actinopteri, Salmoniformes, Salmonidae. Gene Ontology annotation, molecular function: actin filament binding. Gene Ontology annotation, cellular component: actin filament; cytoplasm; plasma membrane. The transcript has 14 exons. Gene Ontology annotation, biological process: actin filament polymerization; neuron projection morphogenesis. The record is from RefSeq and is a predicted model, not a curated record.
UCACUGACGUAACAGGCUGUUUUGGCAUCAAAGGGCGUAGACUGAAUCAAUCCUCUCCUUCUCUGACUUCCUCAGGUACUAGGAAGCUGGCCCGAAGAUGGACAUUUCUCAAUCCCCGCUCAUUUUGGCCUCUAAGAAUACAGUAUAACAUAACACAUUUAACCUCAGGCUUUUUCCCCCUUGAAAGUCAAAGAUUAAAUUGGCAUUUGUCAAUCCACCUACCUACUUCUUGCAGCUUACUGCAAUCACUGAAUCCCUUGACACCAAAAAAAGCUGUGCGCUUGAACGGUCCAGAAGCCUGUCUGAGAAUGCAACCACAUAACAUGGAAAUCUGCUUUUUAACAUGAAGUUAUAAGAAUUCAGCUAUUCUUGUCAAGCAGGGGGAGUCUUACCUUGUUGCAGAUGCUAAGGGGGUAAGCAUAGCCUGCUGCAGAGGCCUCUUUUAUACUGGGCCAUUGUCCUUGGUGAGAAUCCUCCUUCCUUUCCAUGGGCAUGCAUUGUUUGAGCUGCAUGAACCAGUUGUCCAUGGAUAACUCCAUUAAGCACAAGGUACUCUAUGGUUAUAUUUAGGCCUACCACUCGCACACUAUAAUAUGUCACAUUUCCAUUCAAUAAAGAACCUGACAUCAAUGCAUUAUUAACCACAACCAAAAGAGAUUGCAACGAACUGUGACCGUUUAGCUCUAUGCUCAGUGAUCUGGUCAUAAGUUUCUCUCUCUAUACAUACAUAUAAUAUAUUGUAUAGAGCCACGGAUAGUAAUGACAAUAUUACAUGAUACUCCUAAUAUUUCACGGAUGACAAACUAGCUGAAAUACUGUAACUUACAUAUAAAGAUGAUAUAGUAACAAAAGCCAAAAGAUAGGGGGGGAAACAUUUUCGCCAGUAAUAUCUGUCAAAGCAUUCAUCUGCUGUUGUUGAGAAGAGCCUUUGAAAAUGACCCCAAAGUAUGAGUUGUGCUCAGUAGGCACUUUGGACACACUCGCUAUUCAUACAUCCAGGUUGUUGCAUUAAUCAAGAUCCAACUUCAUAGACUCGGCUACAUUUAACAUAAAGUAGGGGUACUCGACUAAAUAUUCCAUUUCAGACUUGACAUUGGCCAAAGACAACUUUACGUACCAUAGUUACAGUAUGAGCAAACUAUAUAAAUGAUGGGCUAAUAGAUUUGUCCCUUUUUCCUCUACCCCGGGGAAUGUGAUAUAACAGAGACAUCUGACAACCAGCAGCUUGUUUAAUGACUGUCUUAGUGCGGUUUCAGUGAUUGUAGAAAUGUAACAUGAUUACUCAAACACGUUCAAGAUGAUUUGAAGAGGAUUGUUUCCCUUCUUUUUAAAGGAUAAUUCAGGUUAAUUGGGAUGGAAAUACUGGAGUACAAAGCCCCGGACUUGGAUACAGCUGUUUUAACAAUCAGUGCAUGGCCACAGUCCAAACAGCAGUUACACUAUGAACCCUGUUCUUCUCCCGUUCAUCAGAAUGGCAGAAUUAACCAGCAUGUCACGACUUCUGCCGAAGUCUUUGCCUCUCCUUGUUCGGGCGGUGCUCAGCGUUCGACGUCACCGGUCUUCUAGCCAUCAUUGAUCCUUUUUUCAUUUUCCAUUGGUUUUGUCUUUUCUUCCCACACACCUGUUUUCUAUCCCAUUCAUUACCUGUUGUGUAUUUAACCCUCUGUUUCCCCUCAUGUCUUUGUCAGAGAUUGAUUUGUUGUCAGUGUAGUGUGAUUGUUUGUAUAGGUGCGCGUCGGGUCCUCGUACCCAUGUUUUGUUUGUUUGUACAUUUAUUGUUAUGGAGCAUACUCUUGGAACUUUAUUAAAAGACUCCAUAUUUACACUCCAUUUGACCCUCCUGCGCCUGACUUCCCUGCCACCUAUUACACCUAUGCGUGACACAGCAUAACUUAGAUGUCCACUCUACUGACCAUAAUAUUCACAAUGAAGUAAAGUUAAUCCUUUUCAUGUGACCUUUUGUUCAUUUUUAAGGGGAUACUUUGGGAUUUUGGCCCUUUAUCUACUUCCCCGGAGUCAAAUGAAUUUGUGGAUGCCAUAAUCAACAUCCAUGGCGCCUGGGGUACAGUGGGUUAACUGUUUCGCUCAGAACAACAGAUUUUUACCUUGUCGGCUCAGAGCAACCUUUUGGUUACUGGGCCAAAGCUCUAACCACUAGGCUACCUGCUGCCCCUGACUGGAAGUCUAUGGGUAUCUACUAGCAUGCUAGCAGAUAUUCAUAGACUCCUAGUCAGUGAGCUAACACUAGUUUGCAAUUGGGCUGGUUAGCAACUUCAUUCAAACUGCACGCAGAGACAUAAAUAUGGUAUCCACAAGUUCAUCUCACUCUGGGGAAGUCCCAAAGUACCCCUUUAAGACAAGGCUUCAUCAGAACGUUAUUAUACCAUGUGACUGUAGAGUGCAAUGUCACAGCAAGGUGAGCGAUAGGACAGUGUACUCACAUAGUGACAUCCAAGUCUUAUGCCAACUAGAAAUGAAUGAAGCAGGAUUUGUAUUUCACUUUGAUUGAACAUUUGAUAUGUCAUGGACAGCAGGAUAGCCUAGUCUGCAAGGGCUUUGAACUUAAUAUCCACACACAAGGUGUCCUUACACAAUGAAUGUAUGAGAACAAAUGAAUGAAUACAUACCUAAACUGAGAACGAUCAAAUAAGAUAUUGUAGUUCAAGUUGUUUGACACUGAAUAUUGUGCUUUGGGGUGACAAACGUCAAUUUGAAGAAUUACAGAUCAUGUACUGAGAUCUCAGAUACUGUGUUUAUUUAUGUAUCUGUUCCUUGGUGUAACAUUUUAUGGAUUUUAAAUUGUCAAAAUCAAAUCUUCUAAAGGCUAUUCCUUUUCAUUCUGUAUGAGUGAAAGCAUCACACUGCUUGUUUCACCGUUAUCUUCCACAAGAGGGCGCUUACUUACUGAGCUUAACGUAGCUACAUCAAUCACCUUCUGGUGUGAAAAGCUUUUCUAGUACAAGAUGUCGAUGGCAAUAAGCAACACUUUCAAACCUGUCGUCUUUCAUUUCAAAAUGUACAGUAACAGGGCCUGCCUGACGAGAAGGCCUCCUCCACACACGAAGGCAUGCGCACGCACACGCACGCACACGCACGUGCACGCACGCACGCACACACACACACACACACACACACACACACGUGAUGUACCUAUAUAUACAGUACACUUUACACUUUAGUGAUCAAAGGUACAGUAUAUGAAGUGUAUUUGAAAGUUGAGUAAUAUGCUCUGCAGUCUGAUCAACUCAUGAACUCAUUAACUGAUCAGUCUAAUCAACUCAUUAACUCCAUUAACUGAUCAGUCUGAUCCACUCAUUAACUGAUCAGCUACAGAUACUCCACAGCUGCUUUUGGUGCAUGUUUGUGUUUUAUACCCCUCAUAUCAGACGAGAGAACCAACAUUGAAUUCUUGCUGCUCCUUCAGUGAAGAUUGUUGAUAACAUAAAACACUCCAUUGAAGUCGGUCAAUAACGCUCCAGCAUGCUCUGGAUCUAAUCAACGGUGCUUUGCCACCUGUUCAGUCAACAAGAAACACUGUGUCCUCAUUUAGGGAACGUUUAGUGUGAGCUUAUGUGUUGUAACUCAUAUUCAAAAUGCAAGAGGACAACGUGUUCGUUUCAGACAUUGUCAUGUGUUGUCAACCAUCAACAUCUCAAGAAUCUCAUCAUGAAGCCGUCCCUAUAGUGCACAUUGUGUACCCAGAUAUACUAACUACUGUAACAGGCUUUGAGAACUUAAUGCUAUGAGUAUGAGUUCUGUGUCUUAUAGGUAAUGUAAGCCUUUGUUCUGGUUUGCAUUUAGCUGAAUGAUUGUGAGAAGGACAAAAUAAAUAGGCCUUAUAAACAUAUUAGUACCCCAUGGCCUUGAUGAGCUCUUAAGGACAUGUCAGACAUCCUGGCUAUAAACAAACUUGAUGUUGAACAGGACGACUCCGCUUGGAAGUUGGGUUUCUAAAGAUUGAAAAUGUGUCUGCUGUCUUCUCUAGUUCUCAUCGCUUUUUCAUUUAGAUCUCUGUCUAGCCAGCUGCCAGAUGAUGUAGCCUGGCCGGCUGCAUGCCAUGUUAGAGAUAGUCAGUCACAAUCAGUCAGUAUCAGAGGGGAGUGUGACAGCUCGAACACACUUCACACAGGGUCAAUUUGAUUUCUAAGAAAUGGAGGGACGGACCAACACAAACGGACCUUGUUGCAUGCGAGUGCCUCAGAGCUCUGUCUCACAGUGUUGGCCAUUGUGUGGCCUGCCAUGGAGCAGGGUCCUGGCUGCAUCUGGGAACGGGCUUCCAGACCCUUACAUCUGCUGGACACUAACAAAGACUCAUAGAAAACGUCUCAUACCACAAGAUGGUUCUUCCUGGACCGUUUUAUUCUUCAUCUUGUAAAUAAAGAAACGAGGCGGAGUAGAAAGAUGUUUAGUGUCUGUCCAUUCCUUCCAUGUCUUAGCUUUGACCCUGGGUGCCAUGUCACUCUGGCCAGUAAGUUGAACCCAUAUGUCUGACAAAUGUUUCCUCCUCCUGGUUCUAAAACUAGUUAACGGACACUUCUCUCAUUUGGCUGUUUGCUUCCUGACGACGUAGUCUUAGCCCAACAUGAAGUCAGCGGCCACCAGCCCUGCACCGGGGGAUGAGAGUAAGAUUGUCCCUCUUCCCCAAGGCUGGAGAUGUUACAAGUCACCCGAGGGAUGCAGGUACUAUGUCAACACCGGCAGCAAAGAAACAACAUGGGAACGGCCCUCUGCUACUUAUGGAACCCCAGUGAGACCACCAGCACAAAGAAACUCCUUACCAGAAGUCAAUGGAACACCUUAUACCACAGGAAGUGCUAUGCAUCCCACGGACCCCCCUGGCGUGCCCCUACGGAGAACCACUAUGGACAAACAGAACCCGGGGAACAAUUCGCCAGCUAAGAGGCAGAACAAGGAGAUCAAGGAGACCAAGAUAACAAUCAACUGUGUCACCUUCCCGCUGCCCAGUGUGAUGCCAGAUCAACCAGAGCAGCAGCUACUGAAGCCCAAUGAGUGGAGCUACUGUGACUACUUCUGGACUGACAAGAAGGACCCCCAAGGGACCCCCUCUGUGGGCGGCUUUGAGGUGCUGCUGCAGAAACAGCUCAAGGGCAAACAGAUGCAGAAAGAGAUGGCUGAGUUCGUCCGGGAGAGGAUAAAGAUUGAAGAUGAAUACUCUAAGAACCUCUCCAAGCUCUCCCAGAGCCCCUUGGCUGCUCAGGAGGAAGGAACCCUUGGGGAAGCUUGGGCCCAGCUGAAGAGGAGUUGUCAUGAUGAGGCUGAAGUCCACCUAAAGUUCUCCAAUAAGCUCCAGUGUGAGGUGGAGAAGCCCCUGCUGACGUUCAGAGACAACUUCAAGAAGGAGUUGAAGAAGUACGAUCACCACAUCAUAGACCUCAGGAAGCAGCUGGCCAGCCGCUAUGCAGGUGUGGAGAAGGCCCGUAAAGCCCUGGCAGACCGGCAGAAAGAUCUGGAAGUGAAGACCCAGCAGCUGGACAUCAAGCACAUGAACAAACACGAGGAGGACAUCAAGAAGGCCCGGCGGAAAUCCACACAAGCAGGUGAUGACCUGAUGCACAAUGUGGACCUGUACAACCGGGCCCAGUCCAAGUGGUUUGAGGAGAUGGUCACCACAAGCCUGGAGCUGGAGAGACUUGAGGUUGAGAGGGUGGAGAUGAUACGACAGGAUUUACGCCAGUACACAACGCUGCGACAUGAAACUGACAUGUUCAACCAAAGUACGGUGGAGCCAGUGGAUCAGCUGCUUCAGAGUGUGGACCCAGCCAAAGACCGAGAGCUGUGGGUGCAGGAACACAAGACCGGGGAUCUCCGCCCUGUGGACAUGGACAUAUAGUUAACUACACUGACGUACCUCAAGCAGCCAGAGGCAACACCUCCACCUCCAUACUGUCAGAAUCCCACCCAGUCCUCUCACAGAACAUUCCAACUACAGCUACAGGUGCAGGUGCAUGUGUGUUCAGGAUAAGGUGAGGCCUGUACAUUAUGUCUAUGAUGACAUCAGAAUAGCACAAUGUUAUCUCAAUGAUAACUGGAGAAAAGUUAGCAUUCCCAAUGCAGUGCUUUUGAACCUACAAUGGAAAAACAAGAGAUAAAUAGUCCAAAUACCAGCAUGUUACACUAAUACAAUGUUUGAUAGUUUUACUCUGUAUAAUGAAUGCCAGUAAACAAGCUUAAACAAUAAUUUUGUUUUUUAUCUGUUACCCUGUUAAGAAGGAUACAUUUUUAUGUAUUUGAGGAAUAGAUUGGAUGCAUUGUAAAACCUUAGAAUUUUGGCAUAUAAACUGAACAACUAAUUAUUAACAUUUCACUUUAUUUUAGAUACUGGAAUAUGAAACAUUAUGUGAUAUCCUAGAUUAAAUAUGAUAUAUUUUCAUAUUUACGUCCAUUCAUUUGACCUGUCAAGAUAUGCAUGUUUUGGGAAAAUAUCUUACAUUUACUGUAUAUGGUUAAGUGCAUAUUUGUGAAAUAUGAUGGCUGUCUUGGCACUGUAGUACAAUGUAUAUGGGAUGUGUUUACAGAAAGUAUAUACCCCAAGUUACUGCACUCAAUGAACAAGAGUGAAUCAACUCAUUAAGGUUUGUCAUGAACAUUAAUUUAUGUACAACAACCUCUCUCUAAGUUGAAUAGGGUAAGAUGUUUAGGAUUGUGAAACAGCAUGUCUGUCACACGUCACCUCGUGUGGCAGAUUGGAACAUAGGCCUGAGUCUAUUUUGGAUCUGUGGUGAGACAAUGAUGACGACGAUCCAUGUUACAAUGAACACCUUUUAGUGCCUCAAGGUUAUAAACAGUACCUGGAAUGUUCAUGAUAUAUUCUAUUCUGCAUCAGUGUAUAUUUGUAGAUACAAGCUGGAUGUAUUUAGCUGUUAACUGUUUAAGUGGUCUUGCACUUUGGGUCAACUAAAUGUUUGUACCUUGUUGUUUGCACUUUGUGAGUCAACCAUUGCUUAGAGUUGGGAAUUGCUAUUUUGCAUUUAUCCUAAAUACAGUCCAUUUUGUAUUUCCAGGAGUGCUUUGUAUUUCCAGGAGUGCUUUGUAUUUCUAGGAGUGCUUUGUAUUUCUAGGAGUGCUUUGUAUUUCCAGGAGUGCUUUGUAUUUCUAGGAGUGCUUUGUAUUUCUAGGAGUGCUUUGUAUUUCUAGGAGUGCUUUGUAUUUCUAGGAGUGCUUUGUAUUUCUAGGAGUGCUUUGUAUUUCUAGGAGUGCUUUGUAUUUCUAGGAGUGCUUUGUAUUUCUAGGAGUGCUUUGUAUUUCUAGGAGUGCUUUGUAUUUCUAGGAGUGCUUUGUAUUUCUAGGAGUGCUUUGUAUUUCCAGGAGUGCUUUGUAUUUCUAGGAGUGCUUUGUAUUUCUAGGAGUGCUUUGUAUUUCCAGGAGUGCUUUGUAUUUCUAGGAGUGCUUUGUAUUUCUAGGAGUGCUUUGUAUUUCUAGGAGUGCUUUGUAUUUCUAGGAGUGCUUUGUA